AUGAACCAGGGUGAGAAGCCAUUUUGCUGGGGCAGGUGGAGGCAGGGAAUAGAAGACGACCCCAUUUCCCCCCAGUCCAAAGUAGGUCCAAUCCCAGUGGGAAGGAGGGCAGCUCCUCCCCACACACCCCCCAAUCCUCAGAGGAGCAAAAAGCCGUAUGAUCAGGACUGGUUUCCACCUGGGCCCAACCUCGACUUCCAGCAAGGUACUGUCUUGCAAUCAAAAGCAGUGUCAGCUGACUCAGACAAGGACGCGGGGAAAAGCCAAGGGGGAGGUGUGGUGUGCCUGAACCCCAUUGGCUGGAAGAUGAAGAAGUUUUUUGGCUUCGGCAGUAAGACGACCGUGCUGUCCGCCGGCUCCUCCGGGGAGGGCAGUAGUGGAGUCAACCAGCUGCCCGGGUACCAUGUCCGAGACAAGGAUCUCGGGAAGAUACACAGGGCAGCCUGUGAGGGCGAUGUGGCCAAAGUGGAGCAGAUCCUGCUGCUCAGGAGAAAUGGCCCCAAUGAUAAAGACAAGAGGAACAGGACUGCUCUGCAUCUGGCCUGUGCCGGUGGCCGUCCAGCAGUGGUGACUCUACUGGUAAAGUGGAAAUGCCAGCUUAACAUCUGUGACAGUGAGAACAGGACAGCACUGAUAAAGGCUGUCCAGUGCCAGCAAGAAGAAUGUACCAGUAUUCUGCUGGAACAUGGUGCCGACCCAAAUCUUGUGGAUGUCAAGGGCUACACGGCCCUCCACUAUGCUGCCUUUGGUCCGAAUAUCUCCAUCGCAGCAAAGCUGCUUUCGUACAAUGCUAACAUAGAAGCAAGAGACAAGGAUGACCUGACUCCGCUUUUACUUGCUGUCAGUGAAAACCAACAGCAAAUGGUGGAAUUUUUAUUACAGAAAGAAGCCAACAUACAUGCAGUUGACAAGAUGAAAAGAACAGCCCUCAUACUUGCUGUAAAUUUUGCAUCAUCAAGUGUAGUCAGGCUGCUUCUUGAGCAAGGCGUUGAUAUCUCUCCUCAAGAUUGCUAUGGACGGAAUGCAGAAGACUAUGCUGUUAUCAAGGGUCAUCAAAUAAUGCACGACCUGAUUUUGAAAUAUAAAGGAGAAAAGGAACUUAAAACACCUUCUCGAGACAGUAUACUAGAUCGCACAGCAGAGGGACCUCCAAGGCAGACAUCAGGAGAAACGGAGUCAAAGCAAGGUAUUCGGUGA
Messenger RNA from Sus scrofa (pig), 1197 nucleotides. NCBI's taxonomy places the organism in Eukaryota, Metazoa, Chordata, Mammalia, Artiodactyla, Suidae. The record is from RefSeq and is a predicted model, not a curated record.